CUGCUGCCAGCCGACGCAGUCAAGAGAAUAAGCGAUAGAGGUGUCGGCGAGCGGUCGACAAUAUGUCUGGGGUGCUCUUCGAGGAUAUCUUCGAGGUGGGGAAGCUCAAUCCAGAUGGAAAGAAGUUCGACAGAGUCAACCGGCUGGAGUGCAAGGGUGUGACCUACGAUAUGGAUCUCCUGCUAGACACGAACUGCGACAUUUACCCGGUGAAGGAAGGGGAGCGAUUAACCUUUGUGAUAGCCAGCACGCUGGAUCUGAGCGGCAAGCCCGACGACGGCACUUACAAGCCACUGGGGGAUGAGGUGUCCCUGGCGGACAAGUACGAGUACGUGAUGCACGGGCGAGUGUACCGAUUCGACCAGCAGAAGGACACGAAGGUCCAGGUGUUCGCCUCGUUCGGGGGACUGCUGAUGCGCUUGACAGGGGACCAGCGACAUGUUGCCAACAUCGAGGUGGACUCGCGGGUGUUUUGUCUGCUUCGACGAAACGCGUGAUGCGAUGACGCCACCAGAGAGCAACCAAGGGGGCACAGGCGACAACAAAACCAUCACGAAGGAACACGUUGUAGUGCAGGGUAACCACGCCGUGUGUUGGUAGAAGGGACAUCGUUGGAUACGCAACCGUUCCCAGGGGGCUGUGUGUCUAGAACUCCACAAAAACACGGAUUGUUCCGAAAGGUGGGGAGGGGGAGAGGGCGUAGGGCGUAGGGCGUCGCGUGGCCGUACAUGGGAGCAUGUUACGCUGUCUCGCGAGUUUGUGUGGAUAGGGGGCAUAUAUAAGGAUAUUACGUUCGCGGCUCGCGACCAGUGUCUGAGCUGUUGUUGUUGUUGCGUGCACUUGCGUGAGGUGUAUGCUAGGGGACGCAAGAGAGUGUGAGGUCAUUAUACAGUUUGGGGCGGGCGGUAGUAUUAUUUUAGCGCGCUUACCGUUUGGACGUAGCGUUCUAAACACGCGGGCGCAUACAUGUGGAUCAAUACUGGACGGAGCGUGUUUUUUUGCAACUUCCCCAUACCACGCAGCCUGUUGAAUACGAUCUGACGUUUCCGGAUGCUCGGUUUCGACUGAGAGGAGCCCAUGGUGACGGCAAUAGAAAGCGCGCGAGCUUCUAUUUCUGCCCGCUGCCGCUGCUUUGACUUCUGCUGCCAACACUGGCGGCUUUGGCUCU
Molecule: messenger RNA, 1168 nt
Organism: Ectocarpus sp. CCAP 1310/34
Lineage: Eukaryota; Phaeophyceae; Ectocarpales; Ectocarpaceae
Source: the annotation of a GenBank genome assembly